Marmota flaviventris (yellow-bellied marmot) is the source of this 5348-nucleotide messenger RNA. Lineage: Eukaryota; Metazoa; Chordata; Mammalia; Rodentia; Sciuridae. The record is from RefSeq and is a predicted model, not a curated record.
AUGGCUCAAUAUGCCAAAGAAGAGCUGGAUGAAGAAUUUGAACAGUUUAUGAAGGAGCUUUCAGAUGAUUCUUUUGAAAGUUCAAGCAAAACACCUAGACAACCUGAAAAAGAAAUGAAGAAGAAAGAUAUAGUGCCUUGGUGGAUAACUGAAGAUGAGUUUGAAGAUGGUGGCCUGCUUGGAACAAAUGUAAGCUAUUUGAAAACAAAGAAGACUUCUCAACCUGUUGUAGAAACAGAAGAGGAAUCUGCUGAAAAAAUUCAAUUUCUGAAGAGCAGUGGAACCUCUAUCUUAAGUGUUGACAGCUUAGAAACAAAUGAACUAGUAGUUUCUGAGCUGAAUCAUAGUAUUAUUGGAUUGGGAUUGGACACAUUAGAAGAACAAGAGGAAAAAGAACAAUUUUUUGCCAGGCUUGAGAAAGGCUUGACUUCAUCCAUUGAUUAUUCAAGAUUGAAUAAGGAAUUGGAUUCUAAUGAUUCCAUGCAUUUUAAAGCUUUACAUAGUUACCAAGCUAAUGUGGAACUAACUGACAUCGAACAUGAAACUGAAUCAAAACAUGAAGAAUCGCCAGAAAAUUACACGGAUGAUUUUGAAGAUGCAGAGGAUAUAGGUGUACCUUUGAUUUCUAAAGAUGAAGAGACUCAUUCCAAGGAAAAUCUCAAAUCAGAAAAAAUAAAUGUACCCAAACAGGAAGAAGAGAAAACCGGUAUGCUGGCUAAUGUUGUGCUGCUUGAUUCAUUAGACUCUAUUGAAGAGGUAAACCUUGAUGAACAAGAUAAAGCAACAACUAAGCCAGAGGCCCUACCAGAAAAGACUGAAAAUGAAAUGACAGGAACAGGCCUGUCUUAUGGACACAGCAAUAGUGACAUUGAAGCCCUACAUCAUGCUUAUUGUCAUAUAGCUCAUUCUUUGGAAGAUGCAGAAGAACAAAGAACUGAGAGUAAUACAGUAGAAAAUAUCAAGAACUUAGUGAAAGAUCAUCCUCAAGAAAAUGAAGAGUCUUCAAAAAACAUCUCUACUACUGAAUCUGAUCUGCCCACAGUAGAGGAGCUAAUGAAACCUAUCAGAAUAGAUUCUUUUGGGAUCACUGGUCUUGAUUUACAACCUGUCAGUUCUAAGAAAGUGACUGAUAGUAAAGAAGCAGAAUAUGUUAGCUCUUUACCCCUUAAGAUGAAUGCAAAUAUUAUGUCUCAAGACCCAAGACACGUGAACCGAUAUUUUGACAAAAAUGAGAACGUGAUUUUACAAAAGACAACAAAUGAAAGUAUGAAAAAUAGCUGUCCAGUGGUAACUGCUAUGGAAGAACACAUUGAUAAAAUGUACCUUGAUAUUUUGAAGAAAAAAAUAUCUGUUGAUACUUCAUUAUUACCUCGGGAUGACAAAACGAACAAAACUUUUAGAUCUCAAUUCAGUUCUGGAGAAGGGACUGUAACUGGUAAACAAGUGCCAUACAAGAAGGCCAGAAGUGCACCUCCUUUGCUUAAAAGAAAACCCCAGAGUGGAUUAUAUGCAUCCGUUAGGAGCUCAGGCUGUGGCAAACCCAGUUCACCACUCAAGAUGUUUUCUACCUUUGAAAAGAAAACUUCAAAGGACAUUGGGAGAGGCAAGAAUUUGAGAUCCAUUUCCACCUCAAGUCAAGCUAGGAAAAAAGAUAUCUUAUCUGGAACAAAACUUAUCAAGCCUGCAAAUUUGAAUAAACUGACUCACAAAAGUGAAGAUUGCAAGUCUGAAGAUCAUACAGCAGCUGAUUCUUAUGUUCAGCUUCAGACUGAUUCUUCAGGAUACUGUGGUGAAAACAAGGAGAAAGAAUCAUUCAUGUUUAAAAGAGUUCAGGAAGCAGAGGAGAAAUGGAGGGGCGCACAGGCCCUAAUUGAGCAAAUUAAAGUCAUAUUCUCAGAAAAAGAAAAAGAACUAGAAAGUAAGUUGGAAGAACAAAAAAGAGAGCAAGAAAAAGAGAUACUCAAAUUGAAUCAAGAAAAUUAUAUUCUUCAAGCCAAGUUAAGUGGCUUUGAAGAAACAAACAGAAAACAAAGAUGGUUACAUUUUGGAGACAUAACUGAUCCUGUCACUGGAGAAAAAUUGAAGCAAAUCCAAAAAGAAAUACAAGAACAAGAGACACUUCUUCAAGGAUAUCAACAGGAAAAUGAACGUUUAUAUAAUCAAGUGAAAGAUCUCCAAGACCAAAACAAGAAAAAUGAAGAGCGAAUGUUUAAGGAAAACCAGAGUUUAUUCAGUGAGUUAGCCUCCUUAAAAGAACAGAUACACAGAAGUCGAUUCCUGUCUCAUGCAGUUGAAGAUUCAGAACCCACCAGAAACCAGAGUUUUACAGAUCUAUUAGCAGAACUACGGGUGGAACAGAAAGAAAAAUACGGUUUAUUAGAAGACAUCAAAAGAUUGAAGCAAGACAAACAAGGUCUUGAAGUAGACUUAGAAAAAAUGAAGAAAGAGCGGGACCAAGCCAAAGAUCAGAUUGCUUAUGCCACUGGUGAAAAAUUAUAUGAAAUAAAAAUUUUAGAAGAAACACAUAAACAAGAAAUCAGUCGUCUGCAAAAAAGGUUACAGUGGUAUGCUGAAAAUCAGGAACUUCUGGACAAAGAUGCAGCUCGGCUUAAGGAAGCAAAUGAAGAAAUUGAGAAGCUGAAACUUGAGGUUGAGAAAUUGAAAGCCGAAUCUGGGAAUUCAUCUGCUCAGCAAAAGUUACGUUCAAAAGAUAGAGCAUGUGAUGCCAAAAAAAUUCAAGAUCUGGAGCGACAAGUUAAGGAAAUGGAAGGAAUUCUGAAGAGAAGAUAUCCCAAUUCUUUACCUGCUUUAAUAUUGGCUGCAUCAGCAGCUGGUGAUACAGUAGAUAGAAACACAGUGGAAUUUAUGGAAAAAAGGAUAAAAAAUCUAGAAGCUGAUCUGGAGGGUAAAGAUGAAGAAGCAAAGAAAAGCCUGCGUACCAUGGAACAACAGUUUCAGAAAAUGAAGAUUCAGUAUGAACAACGACUAGAGCAGCAGGAACAGUUACUUGCUUUCAAAUUGAAAGAAACACCCCAAAACCAACGAGACAGCUCCUCAAGGGUUAAAGCACUAGAGACGGAACUUGAGGACAUUAAGGAGGCCCAUCAAGUCACUGUAAGGAACCUUGAAGCAGAAAUAAAUGUUCUCAAACACCAGAAUGCUGAAUUAGAGCUCAAGAAAAACAGCAAAGAUGAUAAAGAUUUACAGUCUAUAGAAUUCCAGGUGGAGCAGGCUCAUGCUAAAGCUAAACUGGCGAGACUCAAUGAAGAACUGGCUGCAAAAGGAAGAGAAAUACAAGACCUUUCAAAAACUGUGGAGAGGCUUCAGAAGGAGAGAAGAAUGAUGCUGUCUAGUCAGAACUCAAAGGGCAGAGAAGAAAUGAAUGUCAAAAGGUUGAAGAAAGAUGUUUUGCAUCCAAAUAAACGAAAUGCAAACUCCUCUGGAACCAUGGAUAAGAAGUUGUACCAGCCACAAACUUUUACUGAUUCUCAUCUUUCAGAGGUUUUGCAAGAAAACUACAGAUUAAAAAAUGAACUAGAGGGAUUAGUUUUGGAGAGAAAUAAGCUGAAGAUGGAAUCUGAAGCAGCAGUGAACCAAUUUGAAAACUCCAUGAAGAGGGUCAAGGAAGAUACUGCGGCACAUAUUGCAUCCCUCAAAGCAUCUCAUCAGAGGGAAGUAGAGAAACUCCUUUGUCAAAAUGCCGUCGAAAAUUCUUCUUCCAAAGUAGCUGAACUGAAUCGUAAAAUAGCAACUCAAGAGGUACUUAUAAAACAUUUCCAAAGUCAAAUUAAUGAGCUGCAGGGUAAUCAAGAAUCUCUUACAGUUUCUCAAGUUCGAGAAGAAAUCCUACAGAAAGAGAUUGCAAAACUCUUAGAAGAAUUGAGAGAAGCCAAAGAAAACCAUACACCAGAGAUGAAACAUUUCAUGAGCUUAGAAAAGAAAGUUAAGCAGAUGGAAAUGAGACAUAAGCAAAGAGAACAGGAACUUCAGCAGAUAAUACAGCAAACACACCAAGUUGUAGAAACCGAGCAAAACAAAGAAAUUGAGAAAUGGAAAAAACUCGCACAGUUGAAGAAUUACGAGCUGGACAAAUUUCGCACAGAAUUAGACUCAAUACUGGAUGUCCUUCGGGAGCUGCACCGGCAGGGGGUGGUUGUGCCAGUUGCUUUUGCAAAUCAAGUAAAUGCACCAAAGUUUUGCUAGAAACUCAGAUUCAUAUGACCUCAUUGAAAGGUAUAAAAAUGGAUGAAAAUGUACCAUUGUCGGAAAGACAGCUUUUGACAAUUAAGUGUUCCAGUCUGUUGCCAGAAGCAAACACCACCAAAAUAAUCUGCACCAACAGGGAAAAUAAGUAAAUAAAAGCGUCAUGGUAUGUUUUAACAAAAAGCAUUAACUAAUCACAUUUUAAAUGACUAUGGACAGGUUCCUUAAUGUCAGAUGCUUAUAACUAGUUAAGAUUUACUAUAAAAGGUCUCACAUUCUAGAAAUGGAAAGAAAAAAUUGCACAUUCUCUGCCACAUUAUUAUUGACCAAGUAUGUAUUCUUAAAUUUCUUUGUGACAGAAAAACACUUCCUCUUUCUCAUGAAAAUGAGUAAAAGCUUGUAAGCCCAGUGGCAUGGACAUCUCAUCGAUCCUAGCCAAGUUAGAAUUUCCCUAGUAAUUGAGAUGACAAUUCUAAUUGAGAUGGUGAAUUCUUAUGUCCUCCUAGUUUUCUGCCACUUCCUCCAGGUGGCUUUUUUUCUUUAACCUGAUAUAAAGUGGAAAAUACAUUUAACAAGUAGUAGGGGAGUUUGAUUUUCCAUUGUUUUAGUCUGUGUCUAGUCCUAAUUUUUUGUAAUUCUAAAAUUAUAAACAAUAUAAUUUUUAUCUUUUCUGUUGAAAAAUAUCUGUCCAUUAGAAAAAAUACAGAUAUGCAUAAAAGUAGCUGCACUGUUAUGUUACAAUUCCCAUUUUUAAAACAGAUAGGAAAUAUGUGAGAGAGUGAUAAGUCAAAGCUUUAGCCAGUUUGUUCUAAAAGUUCUAGACCAGCACUAAUGAUAUGUAUGAGCUAUACGUGUAAUUUGUAAUUUUGUAGUAGCAACACUUAAAAAGGUAAGAAAUAAAAAUUGAAUUUGAGAAUUUUUUUCAUAGAAAGUCUUCAGAAUAUAUAUUUAUAGCACAUUUCAAUUUGGAAAAGCCACAGCCAAGUAUUUAGUGAUUACAUAAGUGCAAUUAUAAAAUAAUAAUUACAGAGUAAAUACUUUAUGAAGGACUGGUAACCUAGAUCUUGGUGAAAUUGUGGACAACCCGUGUAAGGUAUGAAAGUUAUUAAAUAUAAAGGAUGUAAUUAUUGUCUUAACAUUCAACA